Messenger RNA from Tarenaya hassleriana, 3478 nucleotides. Its product is annotated as kinesin-like protein KIN-5A. Gene Ontology annotation, biological process: microtubule-based movement. The transcript has 23 exons. The record is from RefSeq and is a predicted model, not a curated record. Lineage: Eukaryota; Viridiplantae; Streptophyta; Magnoliopsida; Brassicales; Cleomaceae. The coding region runs from base 218 to 3358 and encodes 1046 amino acids. Gene Ontology annotation, molecular function: microtubule binding; ATP binding; plus-end-directed microtubule motor activity.
UCUGACGCCGGCAAUUUUGUUUUCUCAGACAAAUCUUCAUUUUGUUUCGCCCCCCUAUUUCUCUGCGGUCAUAUGUUCCUCGCGGGUAAACCAUCACCAGAAGAUUUUCCGAUCGAUUUUGCUCCGCGCAAGUUUCAUCGAGAUCGAUUUUAGGAAUCAGAACGUGUCUCUGCCAUUCUCUAUUUGAUCUACUCGGAGACUGUAAGAAGGCGGCCAUAUGGAUUCUAAUCAACAAAAAGGAGGAGGUUCAUCGAGAUCUCCAUGUCAUACUCCACGCUCACUUGAUAAAUCAACUCGGGAUCUGCGAGGAGCGGAAUUAAACUCGAGUUCAAGUAACAAGAACGAUAAAGAUAAGGGUGUGAAUAUACAGGUUAUUGUGCGUUGCAGACCUUUAAAUUCGGAGGAGAGAAGAUUACAAACACCGGUGUUGAUUACGUGCAAUGAGCGUAAAAGGGAAGUGGCAGUAGCUCAGAAUAUUGCUGGAAAGCAGAUUGACAGAACAUUUGUGUUCGACAAGGUCUUUGGUCCAACAUCCCAACAAAAGGACUUGUAUCACCAGGCAGUUUCUCCAAUUGUGUUUGAGGUUCUUGAUGGGUAUAACUGCACCAUCUUUGCAUAUGGACAGACAGGAACGGGGAAGACUUACACAAUGGAAGGAGGAGCAAGAAAAAAGAAUGGUGAAAUUCCAACUGAUGCAGGUGUUAUCCCAAGAGCAGUGAAACAGAUCUUUGAUAUUCUGGAAGCUCAAAGCGCUGAAUACAGUGUGAAAGUAUCGUUUCUAGAGCUCUACAAUGAGGAACUAACAGACCUUUUAGCUCCAGAGGAAACAAAAUCCUCAGAUGAUAAAUCAAAGAAACCUCUAGCCCUCAUGGAAGAUGGAAAAGGUGGUGUUUUUGUCCGAGGAUUAGAAGAAGAAAUAGUGUGUACUGCAGAUGAGAUUUACAAAGUCUUGGAGAAAGGUUCAGCCAAGAGACGCACUGCAGAGACUCUUCUUAACAAACAAAGUAGUAGAUCUCACUCUAUAUUUUCAGUUACGAUCCACACUAAGGAAUGUACUCCAGAAGGAGAGGAGAUCAUCAAAAGUGGAAAGCUAAAUCUGGUUGAUCUAGCUGGUUCAGAGAACAUUUCUCGCUCAGGUGCUCGAGAGGGGAGAGCCAGGGAAGCCGGGGAGAUAAACAAAAGUUUGCUCACACUUGGGCGUGUUAUUAAUGCAUUGGUUGAACACUCUGGUCAUAUUCCAUAUAGAGAAAGCAAAUUGACAAGACUGUUGAGAGACUCCUUGGGAGGGAAAACAAAAACAUGUGUAAUUGCUACAAUUUCGCCCUCUGUUCAUUGCCUAGAAGAAACACUCGGUACCCUUGAUUACGCACACCGUGCCAAAAACAUCAAAAAUAAACCAGAGGUUAACCAAAAGAUGAUGAAAUCAGCCAUUAUGAAAGAUCUGUACUCUGAAAUUGAACGGUUGAAGCAAGAGGUAUAUGCCGCGAGAGAGAAAAAUGGAAUUUACAUUCCAAAGGAGAGAUAUGUUCAAGAAGAAGCAGAGAAGAAGGCAAUGGCUGAAAGGAUAGAACAAAUGGAAGUGGAGACAGAAGGUAAAGAUAAGAAAAUUGUGGAGCUUCAAGAGCUUUAUGAUUCGGAGCAGCUUGUAGUUGCGGAGCUGAGAGAGAAACUUGAUAAGACAGAGAAAAAGCUCGGGGAAACUGAACAAGCUUUGUUUGAUCUCGAAGGGAAACAUAGACAAGCAAUUGCGACAAUUAAUGAGAAGGAGUAUUUGAUAACUAAUCUCCUCAUUUCUGAGAAAACACUUGUUGAGCGUGCUGUUGAGCUUAGGACAGAGCUGGAUAAUGCGGCAUCAGAUGUCUCCAAAUUGUUUGCUAAAAUUGAGAGUAAGGACAAAAUUGAAGGCAGUAAUAGAUUGCUCAUCCAAAACUUCCAGUCACAACUGAUGAAACAACUUGAGCUCUUGAACAGCACUGUGACAGCUUCAGCGAGUGAGCAGGAAAAACUGUUGAAAAACAUAGAGAAAUUUAUGAGUUCAUUUGUAUCAGCAAAGACCGAGGCUACCGAAAGGUUAUCGGGAAGUUUAGCUGAGUUGAAGAUAAAGUAUAAUUCAAGCAUCAAUUCUUUCGAUGAAAUAACUGGGAAGCUUGAAGGAAACUGCCAAUCAGCUUUGAACGAAUUGACCUUAGAAUUGUCAAAGCACUCGCACACCCUGGAAGAUCUCUUCCAAGGAUUUACCUUGGAGGCUUAUGCGCUACUUGAAGGACUUCAAGGUAGCCUUCACAAGCAAGAGGAGAAGCUCUCUGCUUUCACACAGCAACAGCGUGACUUGCACUCAAGAUCACUAGAAUCUGCUAAAUCCAUCUCCACAGUAAUGUUGAGCUUCUUCAAGACUCUAGACAUGCAUUCAUCAAAGCUAACAGAACUAGCAGAUGAAGCACAAAGUGUCAAUGAGCAUAAAUUAUCCGUGUUCCAGAAGCAGUUUGAGGAGUCCAUUGCAAAUGAAGAAAAUCAAUUGCUUCAAAAAAUGGCGGAAUUGCUGGCAAGUUCGAAUGCUAGAAAGAAAGAACUGGUUCAAAUGGCUGUGCAAGAUAUUCGUGAUGGCUCAUCUACCCAAACCGCUGCAUUACAGAAGGAAAUGUCGACAAUGCAGGACUCGGCUUCCUCCAUCAAAGCCGAAUGGAAUGCUCACAUGGGCAAAAUAGAAUCUCACCAUACCGAUAAUAUCUCUGCUGUUGAAGUUGCAGAGCAAGGAAUGAAGGAGAUGCUUCUGAAAUGCGUGGAGAAUGCAAAAAUCGGAACACAACAAUGGAGAAACGCUCAAGAAUCUUUAGUCAGUCUACAGAGCAGAAACGUGGCCUCUGUAGAUUCAAUUAUUCGAGGAGCACAAGAAACCAACGAAAACCUACGAGCUCAGUUUUCAUCUGCGGUCUCAACCACUGUGCAAGACGUGGAUUCUGCAAACAGCGACAUUCUCUCAUCUGUUGAACAGUCGUUACAACUCGACAAAGACGCUUAUACCAAUGUCAAUUCUGCAAUUGUUCCUUGUUCCGGAAACUUGAAAGAACUGAAGUCCGGUCAUGACGGAAACGUAGCAGAAAUCAAACAGAACGCUGGGAAAUGUCUUGGCAAUGAAUACAAGUUGGAUGUACCGUCAUGUUCAACGCCGAGGAAGAGAAAUUACAACAUCCCGACUAUUGGAUCGAUCGAGGAACUCAAAACUCCGGCAUUCGAAGAACUCUUGAAGACUUUCAGAGAUUUGAAAUUUACCAAACAACUAGCAAAUGGAGAGGCAAAACACAGUAGCAAUGGUUUGCCCGUAACAGAGUCUCGAGCUCCGUUAAUGACCAUCAACUGAAAAAACAGAACAGAACAGAGAAACACCCAUCAAAGGAGUGAAGAAUUUGUUCCAACAUAGUUCUUGUCCGCGAAUCAAGAGGACUAUCUGGCUGGUCUGAAUGCGAGAUGUUCAACAGAU